CACUUUUAGUAUACUUGCUCUGCAGUGAAGGACAAGGCGACUGAAAGGGAUGGCUUUUUCCUUUUAGACUCUCCUUUUUCUUCAUCACUGUCCCCUCUCUGGUUCUAGUCCGCCAAAUUAUUCAGUCUCUUAUAAACACCAAUCUCUUAUUAUUUUGCAACUCUCUAGAAAGCAAAACACAAAACGCGGUUUUUAUUAUUAUUAUUUUUUUAGGCAAAUGGGAUCUGAAGCAGAGCCAGAGUCAAGCUCCACACCGAAGCUGCCUCUGUUUUCACUCCCACCACCAAUGCAAUCGCCAGAACGUCCUGGAAUGCUAACCCCACCACUCUACGCCUCUGUAUCAGUACCAUUUAGGUGGGAAGAAGAGCCUGGAAAGCCAAGAACUUGCAAUGCUCUAGCUACCAUUUUCAAUCCCACAGACAUAACCCCAAAGUGCUUAGAACUUCCUCCAAGGCUUUUGUUGGAUACAAAACUUCCUUCACCCACCACUGUCUUCGAAGGUCCUUACGUGAGCAGGUCAAGAUUUCAGUCAUCUUCUUUUAGGAUUGGUAAAGAGUGUUAUGGUUCUUUUAGUCCUGAGAGAGGGAGGCUUGGUGCUAUGGUUCUUAGCAAGAAAGGAGUCAAGGAAAGAGGGUGGUUUGGUUCAUGGAGGAGGAGAGUGAUAAAGGGUAAUAAAGAUGUCGGUGGUGGGAGUAGUUAUGUUUUUCCAUCUUCUGUGGACAGAGAGAAUGGUGAUGGUGGUGGCAACGAGGGAGAGAGGGAGAAUACCGGUGGAAAGGUGAAGAUGACAAGGAUUAGAAGAGGUGGGAGCUUCUCUAAUAUUACCUAUCCAAGGUCUUCCUUCUGGGAAACCAUCUAUGAGGGCUUGAAGCAUGCAGUCCCAUGGAAGAGCAGAAAACUGAAGAAUGGAUUCUGAUUGAGAUUCUACUCUGAGGACUCCAAGUUACGUCUAUAUCAAUUAUCGGAUAGACUGAAAAAGUCUGAUAUCUUCCAGCGUUUUCUUUUACCUCUUUAGCUUCAUACCUUAACAACUGGAGCGUUUUUAAAUAGCCUGUUAUCUUCAAAACUUUAUCUCCGGUAUGUAUAUUAUGGUCUAUGUUAUGUAACCCAACUCUAAAUAUAGAAUCAAUUUUUAUAUAUUUUAGAAUUA
Ziziphus jujuba (common jujube) is the source of this 1150-nucleotide messenger RNA. RefSeq lists its product as uncharacterized. The record is from RefSeq and is a predicted model, not a curated record. NCBI's taxonomy places the organism in Eukaryota, Viridiplantae, Streptophyta, Magnoliopsida, Rosales, Rhamnaceae. Bases 218 to 916 code for a protein of 232 amino acids. The transcript is spliced from 2 exons.